This is a messenger RNA of Panicum virgatum (switchgrass), 2083 nucleotides long. Its product is annotated as cell number regulator 13-like. The transcript has 3 exons. Lineage: Eukaryota; Viridiplantae; Streptophyta; Magnoliopsida; Poales; Poaceae. The coding region runs from base 75 to 656 and encodes 193 amino acids. Gene Ontology annotation, biological process: cell surface receptor signaling pathway. The record is from RefSeq and is a predicted model, not a curated record.
UCUUCCUCCCCUCCAUAUUUGAUUCUUUGCUCUUCCACUCCUACCACCACCAAAGCAAAACCAAAGGCAAGAAGAUGGAUCUGGUCGGGGAGGUCGCCACGGUGGCGCAGCUGGUGGGGCUCGACGCCUCCAGCCUCAUCACCAUGAUCGCCGAGGCGGCGCGCACGGUGCGCCGGAACCGCGCCACCUGCCGGCAGCUGGCGCGGCGGGUGGAGAUGAUCGGCGCGCUGCUCCGGCGGCUCCAGGACGCGCAGCCGAUGCGGCAGUCGGAGACGCGGGCGCCCGUGGAGGAGCUGGAGGAGACGCUCCGGCGGGCGUACCUGCUCGUGCGCUCCUGCCAGCGCCGCGGGUACGCGUACCGGUGCUUCAUGGGGGCGCGCCACGCCGACGAGCUCCGCGAGGUGCAGGGUGAGAUCGCCUUCUACCUCCAGCUCUUCCCCCUUGUCAGCUACGUUGACGCCACGCUCAACUGGGUGAGGCUUCUCAACAAGGCCGAUGAAAAUUCGUCUUGCCAAGAGGCACCUGUGGUAAGACCAUAUCUCGUGCCGCUCCUGUUACUCUCGUGCGAUGGAUGCUGCUUAGCAUUUAUUCAGGGAGUAUGCAUUGGUAAUUGGUAUAGUACACACACGGUUUACACCUCCUCUACUAAUGUUUAAUUUCUGUAUAAGUAUCUGUGAAGUUUUCAUGUGUCACUGCAGGAGUCGAAACACAACAUUGACUUGUUCCAAUCACUGAACAAACUAACAAUGAUCUAGCUAGCACCCUGUUUUUUUUGGGGGGCCAACAGCUAGCUAUAGUAUGCAAUGCUUGAUCCUCUUUGUCAGAUUUCCUAGCUGUCAGGUCCAGGUGAAAAUGAAUUCAUUAUGUGAAAUAGGUAUGUUGGAAUUUUCUUUUGCUCACGGGAUCAUCAAACAAGAGUUAUUCCUGACCAACUCUCGAGUGUUGUAUUUUUUUAUCACUCGAGAAUGUUUGGAUGAUCUGUUUGCAUCCAUAGCUUACCUUUUGGUUCAUCAGGACUGCAAAGUUCCACAGUCGCAGGCUCUGAUGCCGGCACAAUCGGUCAAGCCCUUGAGCCUUCCACCAUUGAGGAAGGACGAGUAGGGCCUCACAUAUCAUUUCCCCAGGACAUGUAAUUCAACCUUUCAGAUUUUUUGAGACGCAGCAGCAACUAACUUGAGUGUUGUCAUCUCGUCUAGAAGAGCAAUCAAGGAUCAGUUGUCACCUUGAAAUAUCAACUGCUGUCAAAAACCUUUCCUCUUCAGUCCACACUCCACAGGUGAAGAACUGAACCAUGAAAACAUAAAAAAGAUCGAUGAACUGCAGAGAGAACGAUAAUCUGAGACGUCACCCUGUCAGACGUGUCUUGAUGAACCAUCUGAAUCUCUUAUUCUUCAAAUCUGAUUAUCUGAUCAUUUGUAUUCCAUUCCUUCCAAGCGGUUAGGAACUGUGGAAUAUAUUCAGAAUAAGGCAAUUUUCAAGAUGUCUGCCAACGUCCCCACACGCUGCUUCUUUGAAAGAUGCAACCUGUACUGCAGAGCGUUUGUUAUUGAUCAGCUACAGAGAUCCAAGGCACUAAGGUCUUGUUUAGAUCUCAAAAUUUUACACCCAAAAACGUCACAUCGAAUGUUUGGACAUCUGUAUGGAGUACUAAAUAAAAUCUAUUUAUAAAACUUUUUGCACGGAUGAGUUGUAAAUCAUGAGAUAAAUCGAAUGAACCUACUUAAUCCAUGAUUUGCAACAGUGAUGCUACCGUAACCAUCCACUAAUUAUGAAUUAAUUAGGCUCAUUAGAUUCGUCUCGCGAUUUACAACCCAUCCGUGUAAAAAGUUUUAUAAAUAAACUUUAUUUAAUGCUCCAAAAUAGUAAGAUUCUCUUCCAAAAAUUUACGCCAAAAAAAUCUAAAUAUUUUGAGUUGGACUGGAUGUACUACUAUCUAGUCUCACUUCAAAUCUGUACAGUACGUCUUUGUAGCUCUCUGCAUUCCUUAGCAGUGCUGUAGACUGUAGUCAGAGUCGUGCAGUUUUCAAGAUGUCUGUCAGUUACACACAGUGCUUCUCUGAAUAUUCAAUUUUUACAGAGAAUU